Messenger RNA from Sporisorium graminicola, 2925 nucleotides. RefSeq lists its product as uncharacterized. Bases 1 to 2925 code for a protein of 974 amino acids. Gene Ontology annotation, biological process: protein phosphorylation; tRNA export from nucleus. The record is from RefSeq and is a predicted model, not a curated record. The transcript has a single exon. Gene Ontology annotation, molecular function: protein kinase activity; ATP binding. Gene Ontology annotation, cellular component: cytoplasm. NCBI's taxonomy places the organism in Eukaryota, Fungi, Basidiomycota, Ustilaginomycetes, Ustilaginales, Ustilaginaceae.
AUGGAUUACUUCAAAUCGCUCAGCUCGGCCGCCUCAUCGGUGCUCUCUUCAGCACGAUCAGGGCCGCUCCCCAACAUUACGAUCGGCAGCGAAGUCGGCGAGUAUCGUCAGCAGACCCUCUGGUCCCUCUACUCGGCUGUCAAGCGUGACGACAGCACGCCCUGCACCGUCCUCGCCUUUGACCUCUCUCAUCCUCACAAUGCCAGCCGCGCCAACCUCUUACCCCUCGCCAAGAACGCUGUUAGGAAGCUUCGCACCACUCGCCACCCGGACGUGCUCAAGCUACUAGAUAGUGCUGAGACAGCUUCCUCCGUCUAUAUUGCCGUCGAAAAGGCGACGCCGCUCUACAAGGUCCUGGCGCAGUCCGACGACAAACGCGCCACUCCUCAGCGCCAGGACUGGAUCGUAUGGGGCCUCUCCUCCAUCGUCAACGCUGUAAAGUUCCUCAACGUUGACGCCGCUUCUACCCAUGGAAAUUUGCGCCCCGAAUCCAUCUUCAUAAGCGCGUCUGGCGAGUGGAAGCUCGGCGGGUUCGAGACCCUCACUCCGCACGCCGAAUCUCCACACGGCUUGCUCUUCAGUCAAGGCUCCUUGGUUCCCGAUGGCAAUCGGUAUGCACCACCCGAGGUCAAGAAGAAUGGUUGGAAUGUCUUGACCAACAUGGAUUCGACCUUGUUCGACAGCUAUUCGCUCGCACUCGUCGCGAUCGAGGCCUUCAACGGUCCCCUGCCACCCCAGACCGGCACCGCCGCACCGCCCAGAGGCCAUGUGCCACAGGCGCUCUACUCUGCACUGCAGCGCAUGCUUGUGCCCAACGCAAAGACGCGUAGCACCGUGGCUAGAGUCUGGGAAGCGGGCGAGGCGGAAGGCGGCUUCUUCAAGGACAACACGCUUGUCAAGGUCGCAAGGGGUCUCGACGGCUUCCUCUUGGCUACCGAAAACGAGAAGGCUUCCAUCAUCAAGCUACUGCAAGAACAGCCAGACUCGUUCACGCCGGACUUUCUCAUGUACAAGGUUCUGCCCGCGCUCGUCGCCGCUCUCGCUGCUGUGCCGCCACCAGGCACCAUCCCCUCCGCCAGCACCCAGCCUUCUGUCUUGCUUCCUCUCGUCCUUCGUCUCGGCCGACCGCUGCCCAAGGAGGAAUGGAACACUAACGUGGUACCACCUUUGCUCAAAGCUUUUGCAUCCCCAGAUCGUUCUACACGAAUGGCUCUGCUCGAGAAUCUGUCGCUCUACUCCGAGCGCAUGGACAAUCGAGUCGUGGUCGACAAGCUUUGGCCCAACCUCAUCACUGGCUUCAAUGAUUCAGUGCCCGUCAUCCGAGAAGCGACACUCAAAGCCAUCCUUCCCCUCGCACCCAAACUCUCGGACCGCAUCCUCAAUAACGACCUGCUACGUGUGCUCGCGCGUACCCAAGUCGACCCAGAAGCUGGCAUCCGCACCAACACGACCAUCUUGCUCGGACGGCUCGUACCCUACCUCUCCGUGUCGACGCGCAAGAAGGUGCUCAUCCCCGCCUUCUCGCGAAGUCUCAAGGAUCAGUUUGUACAUGCGCGUGUCGCUGGUCUCAUGGCAUUGAUGGCGACCGGCGACUCUUUCGACCACGAGGACUGCGCUCGACACGUGCUGCCGGCCGUGACGCCGUGCAUGGUGGACAAGGAGAAGCUCGUCCGGGAUCAGGCGGACAAGGCGGUCAAAAUGUUCUUCGAGAAAGUCGAGUCGGGACGAGUUGGUAUGCCUGAUACUGUGCUGGCCCCAGAGCAGCUCAACGGCUCGACGUCGUUCAGCGGAACAGGCGCGUCGGACGGUGCAGCAGCUGAUGGCGCAGGUUAUGCGACAGCUAUGGCGGCGACGGCGGGCAGUGCUGCGACGGCGCUGGCAGGCUGGGCGAUGACCUCAGCCUUGUCGUCUCUGUCCAACUCGUCGUCAGCACCAUCCGUACCUGAUGGAAAACCUCUCUCUUCCGCUGCAGAGCUGCAAUCGCAAAUGGACGGACGUAGCACUCCUAGCACUUCCGUAGGCUCUCCCGCAACACCUCCGGCAUCGCACGUUCCUCCACCAUCGUCUGGUUUGGCUAGUCUUCGUCUUGGUUCUGGCUCUGUGUCGGCAAGUGAUGCUGCUUCAGGCUAUUCCGCUAGCGCUGCAUCAGCAGCAAAAUCGCCUCUGGACUACGAUCUGGAUGAUGAGGCGGCAUCCGCUUCCACCGCCUCGGCCUUCCAGAUGCAACAGACCGACGCGGAUUUGAUGGACGUCCACGACGACAGUGCCGACUGGUCGAGUUUCGAAGUGGGUCAGCCCAAGAAGAAAUCGCCUGCGGUCGGUCGCACCAAGAUGGCCAAAGCCAAGCUUGGACCCAGACGCACUGCUAGUAACAACGCUGCCACUGCGGCGGCGGCAGCGGCGGGCAGAGUAUCAGCAGCCGCAACAGUGCCGCCAGUGCAGACGGAUCCCAUACAAGCCAUCAGUCGAAGCAGUCUCAAAGUCGCCGCCCCCGCCGAGGAAGCUUGGGGCGACGAUGGAUGGGACGCUACCAACGAGUCUAGUGAACCGCCAGCACCAGCACCAGCAGAAGCUGUGUCGAUGUCACAUUCGGCUACAUCAUCACUCCGAGACGACAUGGUGACAUCGCAAGAACUCACAGCACAAGCAUUCGAGACGCCAGUACCCAAUAUCAUGGUCGAGAAUCCGGGUUCAGGCACUGCUACCCCUGUCGAUGAGACCUGGGCUUCGUUCGACGACAAUGCAGACGAUGACGAUGACGAUCAAAAGCGCAGCAGAAGCGCUUCUCCGGCAGCAGCGGCUGCAGCAGUGCCCUUGUCGAAAGAAGAGAGGAAAGCGGAAUUAGAGAGAAAGAGAAACGGGAGGAGGUUGAGAUUGGAACAGCUCAAGCGGGAGAAGGAAGAAGCGAGAUUGCGUGCGAUUUGA